AUGUCUGCGGCUAUAAGACCCGAAAUCAAUAUUUACUCCGAGUCAGGAGAUAAUUGUAUCGGCACUCAUGUACUUCCAGCUGUUUUUAAAGCUCCAAUUCGUCCUGAUAUUGUGAGAGUUGUUCACAUGAACAUCUCAAAGAGCAAUCGUCAGCCUUAUUCAGUUUCAUCAAAAGCUGGACAUCAAACUUCAGCUGAAUCCUGGGGUACCGGUCGUGCUGUUGCUCGUAUUCCUCGUGUGUCUGGGGGCGGUACUCACCGUGCUGGACAGGGUGCUUUCGGUAAUAUGUGUCGAGGUGGUCGUAUGUUCGCACCAACCAAAAUUUGGCGUAAAUGGCAUGUAAAAACUAAUUUGAAUCAAAAAAGAUUUGCUAUAGCAUCAGCUUUAGCAUCAUCAUCAAUUCCAUCACUUGUAAUGGCAAGAGGUCAUCGUGUUGAAGAAAUUCGAGAAGUACCACUUGUAAUUGGUAAUGGUAUCGAAUCCUUAGCCAAAACCAAAGCAGCAGUAGCACUUCUUAAAGCCGUUCGUGCUUAUAGAGAUGUAGUAAAAGUUUCAAAUUCUCGUAAAUUAAGAGCUGGUAAAGGUAAAAUGCGUAAUCGUAGACAUCGUCAACGGAGAGGUCCACUUAUUGUUUAUAACGAAGAUCAUGGUGUCGUUAAAGCUUUUCGUAAUAUCCCUGGUGUUGAAUUGGUUAACGUUAGAAGAUUAAAUUUAUUACAAUUGGCACCCGGUGGUCACAUUGGUAGAUUUGUUAUUUGGUCUCAAGGGGCUUUUGCUCUAUUGGAUGAUUUGUUUGGAACUUACAAAAGACCCGCUACUCUCAAAAAAGAUUAUCGCCUUCCAUCACACAUUAUUACCAAUCCAGAUGUUACCGGUCUUAUCAAUUCCAAUGAAAUUCAAUCUGUACUUCGACCUGCUGGCGAAAAACAUCAAAAACGUCCAUAUACUCAGAAGAAGAAUCCUUUACGCAAUAAUGGUAUUAAGAUUCGUCUUAAUCCUUAUGCUAAAGUAUUGCAAAGGGCUGAAAUCAUUGCAGCUGAAAAACGUAAGGCUGGUAAAAUCCAAAAGAAGAAACCUCAAUAUAAAGCAUCUACUAAGGUUUCUGAAAAGUAA
Funneliformis mosseae is the source of this 1113-nucleotide messenger RNA. The record is from the annotation of a GenBank genome assembly. Lineage: Eukaryota; Fungi; Glomeromycota; Glomeromycetes; Glomerales; Glomeraceae.